UCACUCUUUCCUUUCCACUCUAAUACAUUUCUCUCUUCUCUCUUCUUUCCACUCUAAUACAAAUUGAACUUCCCCUAUUUUGCUUAUUUGCUUCACUCUCUAAUGGGUGUUUUGGAUUUCAUUUAUGCAACAGCCGAUUCGGUCAGUCAAAAUAGCAAAAAACAUGUCUAUAAUUUCUCUUCCACCUCUUACUCUUACGGAUGUGCUGCAGCCGGCCAGAUCGGUAACGCCGUGCAAAAUCUAAACCGGCAGUUGCAGAAAGAAGAUACUCGUCGAAUUGCCGCCGAUAUUGCCAAGAAUACCACCGUUUUUGCCUGCCGUUAUGGUCUUAAAACUGUCUUACCAGAGGAACUUGUGAAUACUGUUGUGCCGCGAUCUUUUUAUGCUAACAACAAAUUGAAGAAUAUGGAAAACAAAGAAUUAAUGCAAUUAAAAUCUGAAUUGGAAGAUCAUAAACAGGAGGUAAAAGAAUUGCGAGUUGUGAUGGAGAAAAUGGAGAAAGAACUCAGGAGUUUAAGAAAAGACCAAAAUCACAAAAUAGAGAGAGAAAGAAAAGUUCAAAAUCACAAAAUGGAGAGAGAACUCCUUCACUGCUUUCUAGCUCAUUCUCUCCGCUCAGCUGUUCCGAAAACCUCUUCAUCUGGGCAUGGAGUUUAAGGAGCGACAGUCUGGUAUUCAGUUCGUGGCCAAACCUAUGGUCUUUCGUUAGCAGGAGUACGGUGCUGAAUUUGGUCUAGUGAUGAUGGCACAUUCCUUUCCUAGUGGCAUUCUGUCUUAAUGUUAUUCUAAGAUAAUUGUUAUACCUUGUAGAACGCUGUGUGUGUGUAUGUGUACCAAGUAAUUAUGUGGAUAAUGUUUUGUGUAUUUGAGGGUUGAUUGUCUUUCCCAUCUUCUAUCCUAUUUAUGUGUAGGAGCAGGACAUGCUGAUUUGGAGUUUGGCUUGAUUCCCCCUUUUGACAUGCAUAUUAUUGGUGAGGCUACUCUUUCCUUUUGUUUAUUUUGAGAUAUGGUUUAUCCUUUGCUUGUUUAUGGAUAAUGGAUUGAACCUAAUGUUUUGGAAGGAUU
This is a messenger RNA of Jatropha curcas, 1065 nucleotides long. Lineage: Eukaryota; Viridiplantae; Streptophyta; Magnoliopsida; Malpighiales; Euphorbiaceae. The record is from RefSeq and is a predicted model, not a curated record.